This is a messenger RNA of Parnassius apollo (apollo), 3987 nucleotides long. The record is from the annotation of a GenBank genome assembly. NCBI's taxonomy places the organism in Eukaryota, Metazoa, Arthropoda, Insecta, Lepidoptera, Papilionidae.
AUGUCUUCUAAAAUAAAUAAUAUGUUAUUUUUGUGUAAUUUUGACACAAUUUUAAAUAAUUCAGAACUAGAGAUUAUUAAAAAAUUGUGGUCAGGAAAAUGGACUAUCAAUGAUACUGAAUUCUGUAAACAGCUGUUAUCCUGUGGAUUAGAGACGGAAAACUUAUUAGAUAUAUUCAAGAAAUAUUGGAAAGAUGAUGGCUUCAAUGAAAAGAUAUUGGAUUUAGCUAUUAGUGCAUUUUUAACUUACUGCAAUAUUAAUUGGAACACCCUUCCUGAUCAAGUCGAUUUACAGCAAUAUUUUGGUAUUGAAUGGCCUAAAGGUACAGAAGUUUUUAUAAAGCUGCAGUGUGAUUCUGAACCAUUGUAUCCAAAUGUAGUCAAUCCAGAAUUAUUGUACUUUUCUUUACAAAUAUUUGGUGCUCUGUGUUCUUUGGAACAAAACUUGGUUCAUCUGUGGUGGUAUUUUCGUAGUAAAGUUACUCAUCAAAGAGCACUAGAAGAAACAAGUGCAAGUCUUUAUAAUGAACUAGAACUCAUCAUGGCAAAGUUGUCAAAUGAAUCACAGAAAUUAAAUAAUCCUCGUCUGAAAGUUUUGUUGUAUAUAGAAAUGGCACAAGCAUACCUUAUCUAUGGUAGAGUGCAAAAUGUAGAAGAAUAUUUACUUAAGGCCAAAGACCUUGCUGGUUUAAAAAUGGAAUUGACUGGUAUCUUGGGAAAACGAACCAAAUUCCAACAAAAUGCUCUACCUCAAUUAGCUUUAACAAGCGAGCUGGACUUGACUGUGGAACGUGAUUCUGCAGAAAUAAGCCAUGGCAAUUCAGAGCUACCACCAGAUAUAGAGUUGCAAGAUGACGUGAGGCUUAAUAAAAUACAAUUUAUUGAGAAGAUUAGUCAGGCAGAGCUACCGAGCUUAGAGCAGACACUGAGUUUACUGACUGUUCAGUACUUACAAAAAUCGCAGCCGAAGGAUGACCUCACUACAGAAGAACUACAGCCAUACAUUGAAGCGAUUCUCUCGCAACAGAAAGGUCCAUGGUCGACUCGGGUCGCAGCCUUACUGAUACGGUGUAAAUUAGAAGCUAACCACAAGCGCACAGUCGAGCGUGCCAUGUUACAAUGCGAGACUAUCGUGAAUGAUAAAACCGGCGUUUCUGGUACGAGCAGGCUAUCAUACCUUUGGGCUAGUGGUCUCCCAGCUGCAUGGACAUGGCGACAGCAAUUGGGCGACUUAUACCUCAGCAUGGGGCUGGUGAAGGCGGCCCUCGAGGAAUACCAGCGAUUGCAAUUGUGGGAGGAAGUGAUUGUCUGCUAUACUCUGUUGCAGCUACGUCACAAGGCGGCGGAGAUCAUACAACAGCAAAUAGAUGUAAAACCCACUGUCAAAUUAUAUUGUCUUCUUGGAGACGCAACAGAUGACGUAUCGUGGUAUGAAAAAGCGUGGGAUUUCUCAGAUCAGAAAAGCAGUCGCGCUCAAAGACACUGGGGUAACUUCCUGUUCGACCAUAAACGUUACGAAGAAUGCAUACCGCAUUACGAAAAAUCCGUUGAGAUUAAUUCCCUACAGGAGAGCGUCUGGGCGAGAUUAGGAUACGCUGCCUUGAUGAUUGAAAACUGGGAGUUGUCAGCUAAAGCAUAUCGCCGAUACACAUAUCUCCAUCCCAACACAUUUGAAGCCUGGAACAAUCUGGCUAAGGUGUACGUAAAGCAGGGCGAUAAAAAUCGGGCGUACAGGGCUCUGAUGGAAGCACUUCGCUUUAAUUAUGAUAAUUGGAAGCUCUGGGAGAACAUCAUUGUCGUCAGCAUGGAUACAGGUCACUUCGAGGACGUGCUUCGCGGUAUCCACCGUAUUCUCGAUCUACAGCGGAAGUUUGAGGAUGUGGAGGUGUUGUCAUUGCUUGUGCGCGGUAUUAUUCAAGACAGUAAAGAUGCGGACGGCAACAGUGCUGCCAGGUUACGUAAACGCGUACUGGAACUUUUUGGUAGAAUUACUUCUAUACAUCAGAAUAAACCAGAAAUAUGGCAGUUGUACUCCGACCUUAGUACGACUUAUUUGCUAAAAGCACAGCGCCUUUUAAAAGCAUAUAAGGGGUACACACAAAGUGGUAAUUGGUCAAACGAUCCCGAAACUUGUAAAAAAGUUAUAGAACUUGCUCAAGUUUUUUUAGAAUACAGCUUAAAAGCAAGAAAAGAGGCAGAAGAAAAUGACAAGCAACAAGCUGAUCAGGAGCACUCCAAUCAAUUGCUAAAUCAUUUGACGGAGUCUGAAAAGCUGUUCUUAAUUGGUGCUAAUCCUGAGAAUGCCAAAUUUGAUAUAGUUCAUUUAAGACAACCGAAACGCCAUCAGAAGUUCCUACUUAUGAGGAGAUGGACGAAUAAUACAGAAGCUGUUAUCGAUCAACAUGCUGACGAAGAAUUGGAUCUAUGUUAUUAUAGAAGUGAUAGUGCUGCCUUGUAUGCUUGUGAAGAUAUGAGAGGAUUGUUUAAAGUAAAUGGAAGCUUCUAUUAUAUACAUCCAUUACCUGAGAGAUUUCACAGCGACGAGACUAAACUACACGUUAUUGUCAAACGUCACACAGACGAUGAAAAUUACACCAACCAGGUAACAUGUCUGGAUUAUGCUCAACCUUUAGAAGUUGAAGGCCUUGGGUCCGGAUCAACAGAUUCAGCUGCAAAUGAGGAUGAAAUAUUAGAAGGUUUUCUGUGUCCUAUUUGUAAAGCAGAUUUAAAAUCUGCUACACAGUUAACGAAUCACUUUGAGAGUUUACACCAGGAAGAACAGGACGUCCUUAAAUCUUUAAAAGACAUAUUUGGAAAAGCGAAAAAAAUAAUAUUAAAUAAUGAAGACGACUUGAAAGAAACAUUUGAUCGGGCUUUAAAAUUUAAUUCCCAGGAAUACUAUUAUCCUAGCGAAGAACAAGUAAUAGGCGUGUCACGUUGUUCGACGGACUAUUUCAAGGGUGUCAGAUCGGCGAGACUAGAAAGAUAUGCAACUGAAACGAAUAAGCUGCUUAUUCGAUUAGAUAAGCUUGUUUGUAAUAUGCCCAGUGAGCUAAAUCAAAGAAAAGCACAUGAACAGGAAGUUGUACCAUGGUUGGAUGGAUCUUCAGUGAAACUUUGUCCCAAUUGUGCAAAAGCUUUCAAUCUCACUAGGAGAAAGCAUCACUGUCGUCUUUGUGGUUCUAUAUUGUGCCAUGACUGCUCAGUUUUUCUUGAUAUAAAUAUAGCAAAAUCAAUAGUUGAUCCAUCUUUACCUCAAGCUUCAACACAAGCAGAUCAAGAAGUAACUGAAAAAAAUGGCCUAAGGCUCUGCGAGCACUGUUUUAAUCUCAUAGAGCUGAGGAAGCAAAUCCAGGAUAGUCGAAAUGCAAAGACUGUUCUAGUGACAGCAUAUGAGCAAAUGCGGAGUUUGAUGGAUCAGGCUAGGCCCGCUGUUGCAAUGUAUGAAAAGAUGUGUCAAAGUCUUUUUGAUGGCGAGACGACGUACAACUUAUCGGAUGUGAAUGCAUUGCGCGGUCGCAUUGGCAAGCUGGCAGAGGGCAUUGACCUACUGAGCAAGCAGAUUGCUGGCUUUCCCGCGGAUCCAGGAACAAGGCAGGCAAAACUACAGAGUUCUAUAAGACAAGCUGCAGCACAUUUUAUUAAGGAAGAACUCCUAUCACUACGCAAAUUACCGACAGAAGCGCAGAUAGACGAAGUUCGCAGAGAACGGUACGAGCGGGCGCAAAAGCAGGUUCAGAUGGAAAGGGAGAGGAUGGAGAGAGAAAGAGAUUGGAGAGGAGAAGAGGCUGGCUCGAGCGGGAGCCGAGUAGAGAAUAAUCCAGAAGUAGACGAUAAUAAUCCUCUUAUAGAGCAAAUGAAUAUCAUCCGCGGCUAUAUAAAAGAGGCGAGAAAGGAGCUUAAAUUUGAAGAGGUUGCCAUUUUGGAGGCAAAUCUUAAAGAACUGAAGAAGGAGUAUCAACUGCAAAUGCUCUCAAACAAGUCCUAG